Messenger RNA from Ipomoea nil (Japanese morning glory), 2144 nucleotides. Its product is annotated as pectinesterase-like. The transcript is spliced from 2 exons. NCBI's taxonomy places the organism in Eukaryota, Viridiplantae, Streptophyta, Magnoliopsida, Solanales, Convolvulaceae. Gene Ontology annotation, molecular function: pectinesterase activity; pectinesterase inhibitor activity. The coding region runs from base 97 to 1962 and encodes 621 amino acids. Gene Ontology annotation, biological process: cell wall modification. The record is from RefSeq and is a predicted model, not a curated record.
CCUCCGAUCUUCACAACAUUCUGAGGAUCGGAGAGGGUCAAUCAAUUCCUUUGUGACCUUCUCCGUUUAGUAUUACUCACAAACUCUUUUCCAAAAAUGGGAGAGACUAAGAGCAAGAACAUGACCAUCAUCGGCGUGAGUUCUUUGAUCCUUGUAGCUAUGGUGUUGGCCCUCGCGUUCGGCGGCCAAGAAACCAGCGAGACCGAAGAGGAAGGUAACAUCGCUACGUCCCAGAAAGCCAUUGAAUCGGUAUGCCAGCCUACUGAUUACAAACAAACUUGCGUCAACAGCCUCUCCAAAUCAGACGCCGGCAACUCAACGGACCCCAAAGUGCUCAUCCAAGCCGCGUUUAACGUCACCAUUGCCGACAUUCGCCGCGCCAUUCACAACUCCACGCUUUUGCGCAAUCUCAACGACGAUAAGAGGUCGAAGAUGGCGUUGCAGACCUGCAAGGAGCUCGCCGGCCGUGCCGUGUCGGACCUUAAAAGGACCAUUGCCAAGUUCCGAACCUUCGACCUCAUGGACGAUAUGGAUAUCUGGCUGGCGGAUCUCAAGACGUGGAUCAGCGGGGCUUUGACGUAUCAGGAAACGUGCCUCUCGGGGUUCCAAGAAAUUCCGGGACAUGAAGAGGAAAUGGUGAGGGAGGUUUUGACGGAAUCCAUGGAACUCACCAGCAACGCCUUGGCGAUUGUGACUGAAAUGUCUUCCCUCAGGUCGGAAACCGAAGCUCCGGCGCCCAUUUCAGAAUCCAUUACCGGCAAACGUCGUCUUCUCUCCAAACCGGCCUUAUUCCCUUACUGGGUCAGCUCAGGAAACCGUAGGCUUCUUAAAGUAUCCCUGAAGGAGAUGAAACCAGAUCUUGUGGUCGCAAAAGAUGGGUCCGGGAACCACACGAGCAUCAACGACGCCUUGCAGGGAAUCCCCAGGAAGAGCAACGAUACUUUUGUGUUGUACAUUAAAGAAGGCGUUUAUGAAGAGCAGGUUACGUUUUACCGUAAUUUAACUAAUUUGGUUGUUGUGGGUGACGGUCCGACCAAGACGAAAAUCACGGGGUGGUUGAAUUUCAUUGACGGGGUUUCCACGUUCCACACCGCCACCGUCGUGGUUCUCGGCGACUUUUUCAUGGCGAAGGAUAUCGGGUUCGAGAACUCCGCCGGGCCGGAAAAGCACCAGGCGGUGGCGUUGAGGGUGGGGGCGGAUAAAUCCAUUUUUUACAACUGUAGAAUGGAUGGGUAUCAAGAUACGGUGUACGCCCACACCUACCGCCAAUUCUACCGGAACUGUGAAAUCUCCGGCACCAUAGAUUUCAUCUUCGGCGACAGUGCGGCGGUGUUACAGAACUGCACCAUUGUGGUCCGGAAACCGAUGGAGAAACAGCAGAAUAUUGUGACGGCGCAGGGGCGGAAGGAUCCGCACCAGCCCACCGGGCUGAUCCUCCAAAACUGUACAAUUAAGGCUGACCCGGAUUAUGAUCCGGUCAGAUUCAAGAUCAAAUCCUAUCUGGGUCGGCCAUGGAAAGAGUACUCAAGAACCAUAAUCAUGGAAUCUUUCAUCCCGGAUUUUAUCCAGCCGGAGGGGUGGUUGCCAUGGAAGCUGGAUUUCGCGCUCAAAACCCUCUUUUACUCGGAGUUCAAUAACAGAGGGCCGGGGGCUUCUAAAACAAAGAGAGUUAAAUGGCACGGAAUCAAGGAACUCCCCACCCACAUAAUCAAACGAUUCACUCCGGCGAAAUUCAUCACCGGCAAAUCUUGGAUUAAGCACUCCGGGGUCCCGUACAAUCCCGCCUUCAUAUACCCGCCACCCAAGAAAGACAAAACCGUCAAAUACUCCGACGUAGACGACGAUGAUUUCAAGGAUUUAGGGUCUAAAGAAAUGGAGGCUUAUGUUUCUCGUCCACCUUCAAUUGCCGUUUCUCCGGUUGGGGCUCCGGCUCCGGCGCCUACAAACGCUCCGGUUUCCUGAUGGGAUGAGAUUCGGCUACUCCGAUGAUUCGUGUAUAGUGUAACUCCUUGUUACGUUCAAUGUGGCGUAUGAAUAUAACCCACGAUGGCGUUGUUAGCACUUAGCAGUUGUUCCGUAGCUUUAUAAGUGGAGAUGGCUUCUGUUAGUUUUAUGAUCUAUAGGCUAGAGGUUGGACCAACAUA